Molecule: messenger RNA, 3690 nt
Organism: Scomber japonicus (chub mackerel)
Lineage: Eukaryota; Metazoa; Chordata; Actinopteri; Scombriformes; Scombridae
Gene: vps35l
Product: VPS35 endosomal protein sorting factor like
Exons: 30
Coding region: 23-2935 (970 amino acids)
Biological process (GO): endocytic recycling
Cellular component (GO): endosome
Source: RefSeq, a predicted model, not a curated record
GUUGUCAUAUGACAGCAGAAAAAUGGCCGCGGUGCAGUGGCGUUCCCGCGGACGCAACUAUGAAGCGGAGCUGCAAAGGUGUCGUCCUGAGGCGGCUCCUGUUGAGUUUGGAGACUACCAUCCUCUCAAACCAAUCAUGGUGACAGACACCAAGACCCGCCGCGGGGCUCGUAAAGGCAGCACCUCCUCUUCUUCCUCCUCCUCUUCCUCCGCGGCCCCGGACCCCCUCAGCUCCAUGUUGGACGGUACUGACCCCCUGUCCAUGUUUGCCGCGGCCUCUGCCACCGAGACUCCAGCCUUGUCACACAGCGCCUCCACUGGGGACUUGGGGAGGAAGAGGAGGGAGAAAGAGGCAGAGGAGGCGGUGGGACCAGACUUUGAGCCCUGGUCAGUGAAGAGAGGAGAGAUCCUGGCCAGGUUUACAACCACCGAAAAACUCUCAAUUAAUCUCUUUAUGGGCUCUGAUAAAGGAAAAGCUCCCAGUCCUGGAUCCUCAGCGGUGUCAGAGAAGGUCCGCACUCGCCUGGAGGAGCUGGAUGAUCUGGAGGAGGGUUCCCAGAGAGAGCUGCUGAACCUCUCCCAGCAGGAUUAUGCCAACCGCAUCGAGGAGCUAAACCAGUCCCUGAAGGAAGCCUGGGCCUCUGAUCAGAAAGUCAAAGCCCUGAAGAUCGUCAUCCAGUGCUCCAAGCUUCUGUCUGACACCUCUGUGAUCCAGUUCUACCCCAGCAAGUUUGUUCUCAUCACUGAUAUCCUCGACACUUUUGGCCGGCUCGUGUACGACAGAAUCUGGACCAUGUGUUCUGACCCACGACCUUUGUCUGAUUCCUUCACAGUUGAUGAUGUGAAUGACACAGCCAAGGAGACGUGCCUCAACUGGUUCUUCAAGAUCGCCUCCAUCAGAGAGCUCCUGCCCAGACUAUAUGUGGAGGCUGCCAUCCUCAAGUGCAACCGCUUCCUGACCAAAUCCGGCAUUCAGGAGACUCUUCCUCGGUUGACGGCUAUGAUCAGAGGUAUUGGAGACCCUUUGGUGGCUGCGUAUACCAGAGCUUACCUCUGCAGGGUGGGCAUGGAAGUCGCCCCUAACCUGAAAGACAGCCUGAACCGCAACUUCUUCGACCUGCUCGGCACAUUCCGUCAGAUCAGCAGCGAGAGCGUCCAGAACCAGCUGGUCCAGCAGAGGGUGGAGGUGCCAGAGUACCUGACGCUUUACUCACCCGCCAUCAACUGGAUCCUGCAGUGUAUCGCCUACAGAGCUCCGGAGCCUCUCCUAACAGAGAUGAUGGAGAGAUGCAAGAAGCUGGGGAACAAUGCCUUGCUGCUGAAUUCAGUAAUGAGGGCCUUCAGACCUGACUUUGCAGCGACCAGAGCGACAGACUUCAUCGGUAUGAUUAAAGACUGCGACGAGGCCGGCUUCCCAAAGCAUCUGUUGUUUGGAUCUCUGGGUCGCAGCCUGGCGUGUGCCGACCCUCCAGAAUCCGAGAGGCUGACCAUCCUCAAUGAAGCCUGGAAGGUCAUCACCAAAGUCCGCAGUCCUCGGGAUUACAUCAACUGCGCAGAGAUCUGGGUGGAGUUCACCUGCCGACACUUUACAAAACGUGAGGUCAACACCGUUAUGGCUGACAUCAUCAAACACAUGACCCCUGACCGGGCGUUCGAGGACGCCUACCCUCAGCUGCAGUCAGUGAUCAGGAAGAUCCUCACCUACUUCAACGACUUCUCCGUCCUCUUCUCCAUGGAGCGUUUCCUGCCUUUUCUAGACAUGUUCCAGAAGGACAGUGUUCGAGUGGAGGUCUGCAGAUCCAUCAUGGAGGUCUUCAUCAAACACCAGCUGGAGCCCACCAGAGACCCCGUCAUCCUCAACGCCAUGCUGCAUAUCUGCAAGACCAUGCACGACUCAGUCAACGCUCUCACUCUGGAAGACGAAAAAAGAUCUUUGUCUCUGCUGAUCAUUGGCUUCAUCCGCAUGGUUUGUUUUGGUCGUGACUUCGAGCAGCAGCUGAGCUUCUGUGUGGAGGCCAGAGCCACGUUCUGUAACCUGGAGCAAGUGCUGGUGCAGCUUAUCCACACGGUGAACCAGCUGGCGAUGGAGACCAGGAGGGUGAUGAGAGGGAAUCACUCCAGAAAAACGGCAGCAUUUGUCAGAGCGUGCGCUGCCUACAGUUUCAUCACCAUCCCGUCUCUAAGCAGCAUCUUCAGUCGUCUCAGCCUCUAUCUGCAGUCUGGCCAGGUUGCAUUGGCUAACCAGUGUCUCUCCCAGGCGGACGCCUUCCUAAAAGCAGCGGUCAGUAUUCUUCCAGAUGUUCCUCGCUCCAUCAGCAUUGAGGGGAAACUUCGCUCCUCUGAGAGUUUCCUGAUGGACUUCAUCAACAACUUCCUGGCUACCCUGCUGGUUAUCCCGGACCACCCAGAGCAUGGUGUGCUCUAUCUAGUCCGCGGUCUGCUCAAUAUGGUCCAGGAUUACACCUGGGAGGACAACAGCGACGCCAAGGUGCGGGUCUACGUCAGCGCACUGCCCCUGCUGGCCGCUAUGAGUCAAGAAACCUACCUCUACUCCAUCCCCAAAGUGGAUUCAAAUGAGACACUUUACGGAGGAGACCCCAAGUUUCUAUCAGAGAUCAACAAGCUGUGUGAGACCCUGAUUGGACAGGUCCUGGACCACCUGAAGGUUCUCGGUCGGGACGAGCAGCAGAGCACACGGCGUCAGGGCGCUUUGGCCUUCUCCCUGUUCGGCGUCCUGCUGGCUCACGGUGACCUGAGGAACAACAAGCUGAGCCAGCUGGCCGUCAACCUGUGGAACCUCAGCCACAAACAUGGAUACUGCGACACACGCGUCUCUGUUCGGACUCUGGAGUCCAUCAAACAGCAGGCUGUGCAGCACGACAUGUCUCACCUGUCAGACACGGUCCAGAGACUCACACUGCAGUCCCGCACCUGAACACCUGCCUCAACUACCUUUUGUAAAAAAAAUUUCAAAAGUUUUGCCAUUCAAGGUCACACUUGUGUAAAUAAAAAAAAAUUAUCAGAAAGCACAAAGAAGUAAAAAUGCCUUCAUGUAUUUUGUGUGAGGAGAGCAAAACUUGAGUCUUGUGACGCAGGAAUGUGAAGUAUUAAUAGAUAUUACUGCUAAAUAUAACUAGAUAUUCAUUGUUUUUCAUUAUGAAAAAAACACAUUAAUACUUGAAGAAUGAAGUUGUCAAAAGCAUUCAGCAUUCAAGUGUGUCAUCAUUUUUGCCUUUUUCAAGCUUCAAAGUCUGUUGCCCCUGUUCAGUGUGCAGUUCUGAUACUUAAAGUAAAAAUAACUUCAGACACUGCAUAACAAAUAUUUAGCCGUGCUAGCAAAGCUAACGUACAACUGAAGCUGCAUCACAAUGGUUCUUUGUAUAACAUGAUGUAAUCACACGUAUAAUUUAUAUAAUGCUAUUUUAACAUGCCCUCUUCAUGCAUUUGUAAACUUCAAAGUUUUCUGAUGGAGUAGGUAUGCAUAUGGAGUCAAAUUCAAAUAAACUUUAUUGGCAUGACAGAUCAGAAAUCUAUAUUGCCAAAGCAGUACAGAAGACUAUUUAUCAUUAUUAAUGCCACUUUUACUCAUGUUUGGUCUAUUUUUCAUCAGAAUAAUAUUGACUUUUUCAUGUUAAAAAUGUAAAAAAAAUUACAAUUUUAACACUUUUUUGUCCUCACUGGUAUUCCAUA